AUGGAUGACUCCUCUGCAUCUGCUUCUCUGUCCCAGCUUAUUCAGACUGCCAGUCUGGCUGAAGCCAGCGCUUCCGAAGAAGACAAAAUAAAAGCGAUGAUGAUACAGUCUUGCCGUGCAUAUGAUCCAAUCAAUUACAUGAAGAACAGCCUGGGUCUACCUCCGCCAUCAUAUACUUGCUUUCGUUGUGGAAAACCUGGCCACUAUAUAAAGAACUGCCCAACAAACGGGGACAAGACUUUUGAGCCUGUUCCCAGAAUUAGGAGGAGCACGGGCAUUCCAAGGAGUUUCAUGGUGGAGGUGAAAGAUCCCAACACAAAGGGUGCUAUGCUGACCAGCACGGGAAAAUAUGCCAUACCAAUUAUUAAUGCGGAAGCUUAUGCCAGAGGAAAGAAGGAAAAGCCUCCCUUUCUACCGGAAGAGCCGGCCUCCUCCUCCCCCUCCGAUGAGCCUAUUCCAGAUGAGCUCCUGUGUCCCCUUUGUAAAGAUAUAAUGACCGACGCAGCUGUUAUUCCCUGCUGUGGAAACAGUUAUUGUGACGAAUGUAUUAGAACAGCGUUACUGGAUUCUGAGGAUCAUACCUGCCCAACGUGUCAUCAGAGCGAUGUUUCUCCUGAUGCUUUAGCUGCCAACAAGAUCCUACGCCAGGCUGUGAACAACUUCGAAAAUGGAACUGGCUACCCUCGGCAGCAGCAGCCGCAGCAGCCGCCACCGCCACCACCUCCACCACCGCUCCUGACUGUCGGGCCUCCCGCCGCGCUGGUGACGGCCGCUAACCUUUCUAAACCUUCCUCUCAGCCAAUCGGCGGGUUGUUGGAGGAGAAGGUCCAAGUCUCCCUGCAGUGCUUCAUCUUACUGUAG
This is a messenger RNA of Phalacrocorax carbo (great cormorant), 861 nucleotides long. The record is from RefSeq and is a predicted model, not a curated record. NCBI's taxonomy places the organism in Eukaryota, Metazoa, Chordata, Aves, Suliformes, Phalacrocoracidae.